Mya arenaria is the source of this 4151-nucleotide messenger RNA. Its product is annotated as heat shock 70 kDa protein 12B-like. NCBI's taxonomy places the organism in Eukaryota, Metazoa, Mollusca, Bivalvia, Myida, Myidae. Bases 756 to 2426 code for a protein of 556 amino acids. Gene Ontology annotation, molecular function: ATP binding; ATP-dependent protein folding chaperone. The record is from RefSeq and is a predicted model, not a curated record. The transcript is spliced from 8 exons.
CAUAAUAACACAGUUUUUUACAUAAUUUAAAAUGAUACGUGAAAAUGUAGUCUGAUGUAUGUGUCAUAUGAGAAAAGGAUAAACAACUGCUAAAAUACAGCCUUGACAUGAAAGUAAGCCAUCCAUCAUACGGAUGCAAACAUUUGUUAGUGCAUUUAAGAUAUUAUUAUCGAGAGAAUUGUAAGUUUAACUUAUAUUGGUUUACCAUUAAAUUAUUUUUGCAUGGAUUAUACCAUUAUGACGCUUCUUUUACUACAGUCGAACUCCGUUGGCUCGAAAUCGCUCGAAUCGAAUUCCUCGUUGGCUCGAAAUGAAUGUUAAAGACCGAUAUAUUAACGUAAGGUUUCUCGCUUGACUCGAAUUUUUCGAUGCUCGAGGUAUUUUCGCCUGUCCCUGGGAGUUCGGGACAACGGGGUUCAACUAUAUAUCAUAUAUUAAAGUGAAAGAUUCAAACACAACUUUACUAUAAUUAUUCAUUAUAUACAUAUACAUUAUAACAUAUACAUAUGUCAGUGGAUUAUAUAACAAUUGUAUUAGUUUGUUUCUUAAAUAACAUAAUGUCUACAUACAAAAGCUCUUUGUGAAACUUUAAAAUUAUUCAGACUUAAGUUUUUGUAACUUUUGUAUUUAUGAUUUAUGGUUUACUGUAACUUGAAACUUGUUAUUCUCAUCAUAAUCAAAACGGAAGAAGAAUACAGACUUAAGGUUUAUGGAAAAGACGGAUUAUCGUUGAAGACGCUGUUUGAAUCAGAAGUAUGACAGAGAAGGGGAGACCCGAGAAGCAUAACUGCCUUCUGGUGGCGGCCUUUGAUUUUGGCACCACAUACAGCGGAUACGCUUUCUCCUUCCGAGACAACCCCACCAAUAUUCAUGUGAACAGUUGUUGGACGUCAGGUUUUUCUCAACUAAUGUCCCUGAAGACUUCAACUAGCGUUCUCCUCAAUUCAGCCGGGGAGUUCCACAGUUUCGGGUUUGAAGCGGAAGAGGCGUACGCCGACCUGGCGGAAGACGGGGAGCAUGGCGGCUGGAGGCUCUUUCGGCGCUUCAAAAUGAUGCUGCACAAUAACACGCCCAGAGCCAGCGUUACCAAUCUUCACGCACGCGAUACACUACCUUCCUCAGCACGUGGUAGACUUAUCAACAAAAGUUCAGUGGGCGUGACCGAGGCUGACGUGUUUUACGUCAUUACCGUUCCCGCCAUUUGGGACGUGCGUGCCCAACAGUUCAUGCGGAAAGCCGCUGAAGAGGCGGGAAUACCGGCUGCCCAAUUGAAGCUCGUGUUGGAACCGGAAGUAGCCUCGAUCUGGUGCGAGGGGGAAUUGGAGGCAGCAUACAUGGUGGUUGACAUUGGAGGCGGCACUGUGGAUGUAUCGGUGCACGAGCGCAACGAUAACGGAACUUUUAAGGAGAUACACCAGGCUAGUGGAGGAGCCUGGGGCGGCACGGAGGUCGAUAAACUGUUUCUUCAAACAUUGGCUGAUAUCUUCGGCGAAGAAACUAUGAAAAGACUUAGGGAAGAGAUGAUGAUGGAUUUCCUUGCAAUCCUCGCGGAUUUUGAAAUAAAGAAAAGGAGCCAUGAUAUGCGUACGCGAGGGUUGACAAUGAUUAAAAUACCCGCAUCACUGAAGGAAUUCUGUGAGGAAGUGAAAGGAAAGAAAAUGGCCGAUGUUGUAAAGGAUUCCGUGUAUGGGGAGAGUGUGGUGUAUAAAGCUCCAGACAAAUUGCGUGUUCCAUGGGAUAUCGUGAAGACCUGGUUUGACAAGUCAGUGAACAACACAAUACAUCAUGUUAAGCACCUGCUGGAAGAACCUAACACACGCGGAGUGGAGACAAUAAUUCUUGUCGGUGGAUUUGCUGAGAGCACGUAUGUUCAGGAGAGGUUUCGUGAGGCGCUGGGAGAUAAACACAUUAUUAUCCCUAGUGAGCCGGGCCUCGCUGUACUGAAGGGGGCGGUGAAGUUUGGACACAACCCUGCUGUAGUGGCGUCGCGGAUCAUGGAUUAUACAUACGGGGUAAGAGGAGAUUUGGCAUUUGAUCCUAAAAAGCACAAGGAAGAAUAUAAGAUAGUGAACAAAAACGGGAGAGUAAUGGCAAAGAACUGCUUCGUCAAAUUCUGUUCUAUCAAUCAAGAAAUUGUGUAUGAUGAAACAUUCAAACACACAAGUAAACGCUUGUCAGGCAGCAAAAAAUCUUCCAAAUUGUUGAUCUACCGAUCACGUGAUUCGUCCCCUGUCACAGUGUCUGACUCUGCAUGCGAGAAGAUUGGUCACCUGACAAUCAGCUACAGCGAGGAAGAUAUUGAGGAUGAUGAUUUCAAGAUAGAAACUUCAUUGACUUUCGGGGAUACGGAGCUGUGGGUCAAGCGAAAGAUGCUGAAAUCUGGGAAAGAAGUUGAUUUGAUAAUUGACUGUCUGGAUCAUGCAUAGACAAUGGGUGUUUCUUUUUCCAGCGGUUUCCUGUAGCAGAGCAUCCCCGUGUUAAAGUUGAUUGUGGAUGGACUGUAUACCAAUGUUUAAUCUAGAAAUGUAUACGACUUAUAAAAAAUCAGAGGUUUGUGCCCUGCCUUAUGCAUUUUAGCUUGCCUUUCAUUUCAACAACAUUUUAAUUGAAUAACUAUUGAUAUAACCAUUAAGCACCCGUAUUUCCAAAUUAUUUUUGUUUACGUUAUAUAUAUAUAUUUGUAUGAUGAGAUGCUUUGUUGUGUAAGUUAAAAUAAUCUACUAUUUAACCCUGUUUCUUCCUACGCAGUUCUAUUAUAUAUUUUCAUUUUAUUAUUAUCAAAAUAUUGCUUUAUUGGAACGUUCACCAUAUUUUAAAAUCGUAAUCGUUAUUAAAAUUGACAGCCUUGUUACGAUGAUCACAAGUAAAGAAUUUUGUUUACGUUGUAUAUACUUGCAUGAGACUCUAUGUUGCUCCUGCUGUGUUCUGUUUCUAUCACACAUAUUAAAUAUCAUACAUUAGUAUGCCAUUUUUUAGUGUCAUUUAUACCAUGAUCCUUUUAGAACCAUGCAUUCCUACAUGAUUAUGAUUAUUUGUUUAUUGGGGGUAGCGACAUGGGAGAUCACAGCGUUUCUGAGAAUACUAAAUAACUGGCUAUCCUUCAUUGGUAGCUUAUCCCACGGAGUUCGCUGUACCAGAAGCAAAUAUGAUUACUGGCCCAUGUUUUUUGUUGGAAACUAGUGAUCGAGAUAAAUUGUUACAAAUAUCAGCGCUAAUAGUUGAAGACUUAAUAUGCCAUUUUCCCAGCCUCCCAGGUCAUGGGAAGGCUGAUAUUUAAUAAAACCAAUUCAAUUAGAUACUCGGGGGUCGAUUUCAUCAGACCAGAAAUAGAUUUGAAAUUAGAUAAAUGCACCGUAGCUUAUUUUCUGAAUUCUGUACCAGUACAAAGACUGCCCAUUCCCUAAUUAAUUAAACUCUGAUUAAUUAUACAGCGCUCUUUCUAAUAUCUUCCAAAUUAUCAUUCUCUGUCGAACCUUGCUUAUUUCACUCUUUUCCUUUGCUCAGAUAAGUUGUAUUGUGUUUUCUGUUAUGACAUAGGAUUAUUUUCGACCAGACUUAUUCUUGACCAAAAAUGGACGUACACAAUGGUUCAGUGGUGGCUAUUCCAUUCUGGUAGGUACGUCAAAUUGAAUCCCUUGUAAAUGCUUAAUUUUCUUAAAUUGAUUCACUGAUUUUAACAUCUACAGUGUAGUAGGCGUCAGAGAUUUAAAGUGAAAUAUCAGGUUUUAUUUUCAUAGUUCACAAGGCCUUCGCAAUGAUGAAAGAAACAUUGAAACAGUACGCAUAAUUUAAUAAUUAAAAUCAAAAUGUGGUUGUACAAAUUGAGGUCAUAUGUCAGUCGUACCUUACAAAUGAUAACAGGCACUGCUAUCUGAGGUCAAAAUGCAUUCAAUUUUUACUUCCCGCUCCAUUAAUUUUGUUUAUUCUUAAUGUAUAUAUUUUAAUUCCGAAUUUGACUAAACAGCCGUUUUUUACCAAAAUAUAUUAUAAUUAUAUCUAAGAGUUUUCUCUUAGAUUUCUGAUGUGGUAUUAAGCCGUCUUAUUAUCUUGUGCACUGUUUUCUUAUCAUAUUUUAUUCAUAUGUGCUUGUUAAUGGCUUCUGAGAUAAUUUUAAUUUAAUUUUAAAUAAAAAGAAUGAUUAUAACCGGAAA